GCGGAAACUGCAUCUGCUGGCGCCGUCUUACACGUUGCAAACGGUUGCCACUGUAGGACUUAGUGCGCUAAUAGACGAGAGGGUGGAGAAGGAGGGGCACACACCUUAAAAACGCAAGUGCAGGCCAGGCAGACGGCUCGCCUAACCCACCCUGUCUCCCUACCAUUGUCUUCCGAGACAGUCGGAUGCCAACUAUAAUCCCGUGAGUUGGCCAGUGGAUCACUGUUUACAUGGGCGUCGCCUGAAGCGCUGUCAAGACUUCUCCCGCGCAUCUUUAAGGAGAUUCUCCAAAGGCCAUCACCAGUGCAAAGAAAAUGUGGUCACUACCGUGGUUUGGGGUGGUCACUUGGUGUCUGCUAUACUACGGUGUUUCCUCCCAAACAGUUUGUGAAAAGUUGACAGCUGACAACGGGACCUUCACCACCCUAGACUACCCCAACGAGUACCCUGACGACAGUAACUGCACAUACGAGAUCUCUGUCACCCCGCCCAAAGUCAUCAGACUUACCUUCAUGGAUUUCGAUAUUGAGUUUGGGUAUGACAACGUGUACGUGUAUGACGGAAAUACGACUGAUUCUAUAUUGAAGAUAGCCACGCUUACUGGCCGGAAUUGGAUUCCCGAUCCACUGAUUUCAAGUGGGAGCUUCAUGACUGUCCAACUUGUGUCCGAUGAGUUGGAAACCUGGAGGGGAUUUCAGGCCAAAUAUGUAGCUGAAGAUAAAGUGCUUUCCGAGUGUGAGUACGGCCAGUGGCGGUGUGCUAACGGUGUAGCCUGUAUAGAAGCCUGGAAACGGUGCAACGGAAACAUUGAUUGCACGGACCGUAGUGACGAGGAUGCAAGUGUCUGUGUGUGUCAAGAUAUCCCAUCGUCCUUGUCGAUGUGCAGGGGCCUUGAGUACAAGCAGAUGACACUCCCAAACCCAUUGAACUACAGUCUCAUCACCUUAGCCGAGGUACAAGACUCUCCGACCUGGCAUAUUCCAAGUCUGAUUGUCAUGCCCGUGUUAGAGACUUCGUCUGUGCUACGUUGGUGCCCCGCUGCGAGUCCAGUCCUAAGCCUAGGCAACUGCUGCCGUGUCGGUCCUGGUGUGAAGAGGUGAUGUACUGGUGCAGAGAGUAUGAGGCCUCCGCGUUCAAUAUCCCGAGCUGUGCGAUUUUUCCCGACACCAACUGCAACAACGUCGAAACCACGACAACUCUGG
Branchiostoma floridae (Florida lancelet) is the source of this 1202-nucleotide messenger RNA. RefSeq names its product low-density lipoprotein receptor-related protein 12-like. Bases 315 to 1100 code for a protein of 261 amino acids. The transcript has 7 exons. The record is from RefSeq and is a predicted model, not a curated record. Gene Ontology annotation, molecular function: protein binding. Lineage: Eukaryota; Metazoa; Chordata; Leptocardii; Amphioxiformes; Branchiostomatidae.